AGUGCGGCGUGGCCACGUGUGCAGGCCAUGGCGGGCGGGUUGGAGCCGCACCUGGAGGUGCUCCGGCGGGAGCUGGGUGGCCCCGCCGUGCUCUCCGUGCUCAUCGCCCUCAUCGUCGUCGCCGUCACCUUCUUGAUCUGGCGGUUCGUGCAGGGCAGGAGGAGCAGCCGCAAGGCCGUGCUGCUGCUGGGCCUCUGCGACGCGGGGAAGACGCUGCUCUUCGCACGGCUGCUGUCGGGGAGGUACCGUGACACCCAGACCUCGAUCACCGACAGCUCGGCCGUCUACAGGGUCAGCAGGGACAAGAGCACAAAUGUGACCUUGAUCGACCUUCCAGGCCAUGAGAGUUUGAGGCUGCAGUUUCUGGAGCGGUUCAAAGCUGCAGCCAGAGCCAUCGUGUUYGUGGUGGACAGCGUGGCCUUCCAGCGGGAGGUGAAGGACGUGGCUGAAUUCCUGUACCAGGUCCUGGUGGACAGCACCGUGCUCAGGAACGCGCCCGCGCUGCUCAUCGCCUGCAACAAGCAAGAUGUCACAAUGGCAAAAUCAGCAAAACUCAUCCAGCAGCAGCUGGAGAAAGAGCUCAACACCCUGCGUGUGACCCGCUCUGCAGCCCCCACCAGCCUGGAUGGCUCAGGCACAGGGGGCCCUGCCCAGCUGGGCAAGAAGGGCAAGGACUUUGACUUCUCCCAGCUGCCCAUGAAGGUGGAGUUUGUGGAGUGCAGCGCUCGGGGCAGCAAGGGAGAGGAGGGAGAGGCUGACUUGGAGAGCCUUGAGAAGUGGCUGGUGAAGGUGGCCUGAACAGAAACGGACAGGGCUGGGGGGCUGAAGGRAAAAAAGAUGGUCUGGAGCACUCAAAUCUCAUCUUGAUGUAAAAAGAAGAAACUUCAGCURGAAGUCAGCACUGUGAUGUCUUCCUCUGCUGCUUGUGGGCU
This is a messenger RNA of Malurus melanocephalus (red-backed fairy wren), 932 nucleotides long. RefSeq names its product SRP receptor subunit beta (gene SRPRB). Gene Ontology annotation, cellular component: signal recognition particle receptor complex. NCBI's taxonomy places the organism in Eukaryota, Metazoa, Chordata, Aves, Passeriformes, Maluridae. The record is from RefSeq and is a predicted model, not a curated record. The transcript has 7 exons. Gene Ontology annotation, biological process: protein targeting to ER. The coding region runs from base 28 to 798 and encodes 256 amino acids.